CUGUCCCUUCCUCUCCAUCUUCGGAAAUCCAUAAAUCCAUGACCGUGGUACGUACAUGCCAUCUCCGCCACCCUGAUCCUACUUCUCUCCCCUAGCUGUGCUGCUUCACCACUGUUUCGGUAGCAGUACAGCGGGUUUGCGGGUAGCAGUAUAGCUCCCUCGGUGCGUGCAUCGCAGCAUGCGCUUGGCGAGCCUCCAAGUGACAUCUGCGUGCAGAUGCCUUGCUGUUGUCGCCGUCGGCGUCCUGUGGUGGUGUCAGCAGCCGGUUGAAGCCAGCCUGGGGGUGGGAUGGAAGACACUACGCGCGAACUGGUUAUUUAAGCACGAGUCGUUCGAGCCGUUUCUGUCGGCGGCAUCGUUCCUGUUCUUCAUUGGAUUGUGGGGGUUCUUGGACUUCUUCGUACCCUCGGCAAGCAAGCACCGCACAUUUUUAUCGGACGAUUUGUCGUCGUGGUUCGGUGGCACCCGUAUCAGAGACCAGGCCUUGUGGUAUAUCGCACCACUGGUGAUAUUUGAUCUAAUCUUUCCCCGGCGACAACUCCCCGAGUCAGCCCCCUCCUUGGGGAGGCUUGUCCUCGAGGUGGUGGCCGCCAUAGCAGUCUACGACGCCGCUUUCUUUGCCUGGCACGCCAGCCUGCAUAGCAACCCGGCCCUUUACCGUCGAGUGCACGCGAAGCACCACAAGUGUCACGUUCAGCGGGCUCCCGAGGUUGGAAGACUUAUUUAUGACUGCCGUCCGCCACACGUUCAUCGACGGGUCCAUGGACGUGGCCUGCUCCAUUUUCGCGCUUAA
This is a messenger RNA of Ectocarpus siliculosus, 793 nucleotides long. The record is from the annotation of a GenBank genome assembly. Lineage: Eukaryota; Phaeophyceae; Ectocarpales; Ectocarpaceae.